UCUCUUAUCACAGCGCUUUCUGGCAGUAGGCAGUCCGGGCUCGCUGCUAUUGCUGCCUCUGUACCGUCCAGCACACACAGUGCUCCUGCGAUCACCUGACAGUCUCAUGUUGUUGUGUGAAUUUAGUUCACCGCUAUUCUUAGACCCUGCUUUGGCUGAGAGAGGAGAGGAGAGGAGAGGAGAGAGGAAUAGAGAGGGAGAGGGCUGGGGAAAGACUGGCACACUCGCAAUGAUGCCCAGCUGGCCGAUCCCCCAGCUGGAGCCCAGUCAGAUCCGGCUGAUAGUGUACCAGGACUGCGAGAGGCGCGGCAGAAAUGUCCUCUUCGACUCCAAUGCCAAAAAGAGGGGCACGGAGGAAACUCCCAUCACCAGCACCGAGGGCCAGGCGAAGAUGUUCGGGAAAUGCUGCCAGCUCCGUCCGACUGGAGGCAGCAGCAGCUCCCUGGACAGCUCCUCCUCCUGCACCUCGGAAACCAAGGAAACUAAGGAGCAGGGCAUCCGCUUCCAGGGUUCGAGGUGUUCGUCCGAUGUGGUAAUGCUGGGGGAAAUGAUGUUUGGCUCUGUGGCUAUGAGCUACAAAGGUUCCACGCUAAAAAUCCACCAGAUCAGGUCGCCGCCUCAGCUGAUGCUGAGUAAGGUGUUCACCGCCAGGACGGGAGGCAGUGUGUACGGCAGCCUCAACACGUUACAGGACAGCCUAGAGUUCAUUGGACAGGACGGCAACACGCUAAGGCCCGAUCAAAACACCGGGCCCAACAGUCUCCUGGGGAAUAUAGGAUUUUCUCAGCUCUGCAGCCCUCGACGGGCCUUCUCUGAACAGGGCCCUCUGCGCCUCAUCAAGAGCGCAUCUUUCUUUUCAGGCCACAGUCACCCCAUGGACAUGCCAGGCCGAGGGCUUCACGACGAGAGGGACAGCGGCAUCGCCCGGUCAGCUUCUCUCAGCAGCCUGUUGAUCACUCCCUUCCCGUCUCCUGGCUCCUCCCUGACCAGCAGCUGUGCGUCCAGUUACCAGCGCCGAUGGCUCCGCAGCCAAACCACCAGCCUGGAAAACGGCGUCUUCCCCCGAUGGUCAGUCGAGGAGAGCUUCAACAUGUCUGACGAAAGCGGCGGACCAAACCUCGGCGUGGCUCGGAAGAAGAAGAUUGCCAUCGGGGUCAUCUUCAUGCUGUCCCCCAACCCUGAGGAGAACAUCCGCUUCCAGGACUUCUUUUUCUCCCACUUCCCUCUCUUUGAAAGCCACAUGAACAAACUCAAGAGCGCCAUCGAACAGGCCAUGAAGAUGAGUCGGCGGUCAGCUGAUGCCAGUCAGAGGGCCUUGGCUUACAGCCGAAUGGUGGACGGACUCAACGAGUUCAGGAUGACCAUCUGCGACCUCUACACCAUGCCCCGCGUGGCUGAGCCCGUCUGGUUGACCAUGAUGUCCGGGGCGUCGGAGAAGAACCAGCUCUGCGGACACUUCAUGAGGGAGCUCUCCCUGCUGAUGGAGCAGGCCUCCAAGAACCAAUUCCUCCCCGCGUUAUUGACAGCCAUCCUGACCAAUCACCUGGCCUGGGUGCCCACCGUCAUGCCCAAUGGGCAGCCUCCAAUCAAGAUCUUCCUCGAGAAACACUCCUCCAAGAGCGUCGACAUGCUGGCAAAGACGCACCCCUACAACCCGCUCUGGGCACAGCUAGGAGACCUGUACGGGUCCAUUGGGUCACCGGUGCGGCUGUCGAGGACCGUGGUGGUGGGCCGCAGACAGGAGCUUGUCCAGAGACUCCUCUACGUCCUCACCUACUUCAUCCGCUGCUCCGAGCUGCUGGAGACCCACAUGCUGGACAGCGCUGAGGAUGAGGCCAUCGUCAUACCCGGCUCCCUCAUCACCACCUCCCUGAGGAAAGGAGAGGUGGAGGAGUCGGACUAUGUCCUGGUUACCGUCCAUAAACCCAGCGGGGACUACUUGUCCCAAGGGGCCCACGGCCGGCAGAUGGAGGCAGAGGACAGCAACUACCCUUCAGACAACAGCCUGCAAAGCAGCACGUACACAGACACAGAGGUGGAGUGUGGCGCCGGGGACACACCCAAGGAGGAAGAUGAGGAGGAGGAAGAGGAGGAGGAAGACAGUAGUGAGAGUCAAGGGUCCAGGAGCAGUGUGCUUCAGACAGGACACAGCCAGGGUGACAACCCUGUUAUCAGGACUACAGAAGCAGUUGAACCCGUGGAGUUGCGCAGGGAGUCCAGCAGCCCGCUGGCCACAGAGGCCCGUCUGGAGACGGUGCUGCGCGUUGGCUCGGCAUCCCCCAGGGAGCAGGUCUGUGUGCUGGAUACAGAGACCAAGGGAGACCUGAAACUUAUUGUCCCAUCCAUACCCACAACCCUUUCUUCAAGUCCAUCCCCAACUCCUGCCACCACAGAGGGUAAUGACUCAGGGGCAGAGGCUGGGAUGGACGCAGGCACGGGGAACCAGCCCACCAGAGUGCCGGCUCCUCGGCCCUUGGUGAUCCCUCUGGAGAAGAAGCCCCCAGAUAAGAACCAGGCUGCUGCGGUGUCGGUACCAGUGAUAUCCGGAAACACAGCGACAGGGCCCAUGUCUUUGACUCUAACAGAAGAGGACGAGCCGGCCACAAAAGUCACUUUCCUCAUCGGGGACUCUUUGUCUCCGGAGUCGGACACAGAGAGCCGCAGGAGGAAGGUGGAGGAGGAAUUCAAAAAGCACAAGAAACACCUGCUGAUGCAGCAGCUGCAGCAACAACAGCAUCAUCAUCACGGGCAGCAUCAUCAACAGCAACCGCAGCAGCCGCAGAGAGGAGCAGAUUCAAAGACCAGCAGCACCAGUGCACCAGAGGACCAAACCAAACAGACCAAGGCGGCUCCGGCCCUGCAGCGGGUGUCCAGUAAGAUGCCCCAGUGGAGCCCAAAGUGUAUGGAUGAUUUUGAUGAGUAUUUCAGCGUGGACAACCCUGUGGAGACUAGGACUAUAGACGAUGUGGCCAAACGGCAGGAGGGCAGCACCACAGACAGUAUGCACAAAGACUUGCUGGACCCCUCGGGAGUCCCUCGGUCUGGUGACUUGGGGGGUCACAGCUUUCAGGGUGCAGUCAGAAGUCAGGGUUUGGGUCUCUGUUUAGGUCCAGGUAGUGGAGAGGUAGGGUCCGGCAGGAAGGGAGACACUUUGUUGGAUGUCCAGAGGAGGUGCAGGUGCGGGUCUACAGAUUCCUCCGAAACCUGCUGCUGCAGGGGAUGUUCUGCUGAGCAGGACACGGGUCUUCUGUUGUCGGUCCCCGUCCCACAGGACGGAAGCAGCAACAGCAAAGAGGACCAAAAGCUUAAGACAGUACCUCUCAAUGACUGGGAGAUGCCGCGCAACGAGAGCUCAGACAGCGCGCUGGGGGACAGCGAGAGCGAGGAGACCGAGGACUGGCAGGAGGAAGUGCAGGUGCCCUUCCCAGGGUCGAAGUUGGUGGAGAACUACUCGAAGCCAAGCAUUGCCAAUUUUGGCCGGUCUCUGUUUGGAGGCUACUGCCCCACCUACGUGCCAGACUUUGUACUACAUGGGUUGCCCAGCGACGAGAAGCUGCGGCAGUGCCUCAUGGCUGAAUUAUCCCAUGCUGUUCAGCAUCCAGUAUUGGAUGAGCCCAUAGCGGAGGCUGUCUGCAUUAUAGCAGACACAGACAAGUGGACGGUGCAGGUGGCCAGCAGUCAGAGACGAGCCACGGACGUCAACAAGCUGGGGAAGGAAGUCCUGGUGUCCGGCCUGGUCUCCAACUUAUUGCAGUCCACUCAGCAGCUCUACAAGCUCAACCUCUCACCCAACUUUUGUAUAAUGCACCUUGAGGACCGCCUGCAGGAAAUCUACUUUAAGAGUAAGAUGCUUGCUGAGUAUUUGAAGGGCCAGACGAGAGUCCACGUGAAAGAACUGGGCAUGGUUUUAGGAAUCGAGUCCAGCGACCUCCCCCUGUUGGCUGCAGUGGCCAGCACUCACUCCCCCUAUGUGGCCCAGAUCCUCCUAUGAGACGGUAACGGCGCCGAGGUCCCGAGUGGCGAGCUGCCUGAGGAGGCCAGUCAGACCCGGGGUGGUGGUGCCACUCUGGCCUCAAGAAAACGGCCGUCCAUGCUUCACAUCUGACCCUCCGACAUGGUUUCCUGACCGGGAUAAGUGAGAUCUUUGCUCUUUACGGACCACAGCCAGCGCCUUCUCUCACUACUACCACCGCUGCUGCUCAAUGUGGUGCAGUGCAGAUGUUGCACCACAGGGGGGAACUAGAGACCACACAGUCCCACAGAUGGAGCAGUUGUUUGAAUGUUUCUUUUUAAAGCAGGACUCUUUUAUUUUUGGACACAAAAAGCCAAAGACUUUAUAUACAUUUUGUCUGUUGAGAAUGAAACUUUAAGGAUAUCUACAGUAUAACAACAAUGGAUUUUGUUUCUUCUACUACUUUUCUUUUUUUUUUCUCUGUACAAUCUUAAACCCAGUCGUACGGCGUGACGGGCUACACGUUUAUAGGAAAAACAGAUGGACAUUUUUAAACAUAUAUCAUUGAGAACAUUAUCAAUCUCAUGCCAAUUAUGUUAUCUUCAUGUAUUUGUUUACAAGCCAAAUUUCCCUGAGAUAUCUCAAUGAUUCUUUUUCUUGUCAAAUUGCAAUGCACACCUGACUUAAAAGCCUAUUUUCUGGCCACGUGGGGGUAAUCGAUCGAUGCACACCGUGAUUUUAGGUUCUACAAACUGGCUAAAAGUGGCUUUGACAUUCUUAUCAUAGGUACAGCUCUACCUCAGAUCUUCAUAUGGGCCGUGGAUGACACACAGUCGCCCCAUAGAAAACCCUGAGGUAUAACUUUCUAAGCUAUUUUAAUCAGAGGAAUGUCAGCGUCAACUGUGUGCAGACUCUAUGCUGUGUUCUUUGAAAAAAAGGGAAGGUUGUUAAAUUCCUGAGGAUGAUCGUUACACACGUAUUUUUGCUUCAGAAUGUGAUUAAGGGAGGAGAAGGGUCCCUUUCUACUGUGGAAAAGCUAAAAACACGCAUCACAUACAUGUAUAUUUAAAACCAAAAUGCUGAAAUAUUUUCACACUUUUAUAGCUUCGCCACCUUUUUACGAUGUUUACGGCUUCGAUGUUUGCUGCAGAGAGCGAGGAAGAGAGGAACACAGGAGGCCUUACAGUGGAUUAUAUCGGUUAACACUAUUUUCAUUUCUAGGACGGUUAUACUCACAAAAACACGCAAAAUACAAAACUAUAGUAGCACUUUUUUUUUUCCUUUUUGUUUUCUGUUUGAUUUUCCAUGACAUUGACAAAUGAUUUUGGUUGUUAUGCCGUAUAGCCAGGGUGCGAUUUGCUUUAAAAAGGGAGGUUGAGUUGCUUUCACAGCUUUUUGGAUUCUCUCCUGGGCAUAAAGGUUAACCUGCAGAGGGGCCAAUGGGACAUUAUUUCAUUACUGUUAUUACUUUUUCUGUCCUCAGUUGACAUCAUUGGAAAUUAAUCUAUUUUUUGUUAUGUCUUUGUUUCAUUUCAGACAAAAUAGUAGAGGUGUAAAUCACAAGGUUCGUCAUGAUACGAUAUAUCAAUUCUUUGGACAACGAUACGAUAUUUGCUGAUGUCACAAAGUCUGCCACGAUAUGAUUUUGAUUCCCUGCGAUCGAUAUGAGACGAUGUCAUACGCCCAUUUAACACAAUCAGUUACAUUUAUAU
Messenger RNA from Sebastes umbrosus (honeycomb rockfish), 5664 nucleotides. RefSeq names its product folliculin interacting protein 1 (gene fnip1). The transcript has 18 exons. The record is from RefSeq and is a predicted model, not a curated record. Bases 107 to 3991 code for a protein of 1294 amino acids. Lineage: Eukaryota; Metazoa; Chordata; Actinopteri; Perciformes; Sebastidae. Gene Ontology annotation, molecular function: ATPase inhibitor activity; protein-folding chaperone binding. Gene Ontology annotation, cellular component: cytoplasm.